Messenger RNA from Salvia miltiorrhiza (redroot sage), 1330 nucleotides. Its product is annotated as GDSL esterase/lipase CPRD49-like. The record is from RefSeq and is a predicted model, not a curated record. The coding region runs from base 315 to 1091 and encodes 258 amino acids. The transcript has 6 exons. Lineage: Eukaryota; Viridiplantae; Streptophyta; Magnoliopsida; Lamiales; Lamiaceae.
CAAAAAGGGAAUAUGGUUGACACGUCAAAGAUUUAAAAAAUAAAAAGAAUAUUCACAAUAGUUGUGGACUUGUGGUUACAUAAUUAUUCAUUAAUUAAAGAAAAUUGGAUUUUUAGAAAGUGGGAUUAUAACUAAAUUUAAAGAUUAAAUAUAAGCUUUCCACCAACUCCACCAAAUGAUUCCACUGCCGGCAAGCAUUCAACCUCUCCAACUUCUUCAAAAGCUUACAAUCCUUUAAAUUCAUUUGGCGAAAUUGAAGCUGCAGAAGAAGGUUAAGAUUUUACGAAGAAGAAGAAGAAGAAGAAGAAGAAGAAAUGGUUGGUACGCGGCGGCCGCAGUUCGUGCUGUUCGGAUCAUCCGUUGUUCAGAUGAGCUACAAUGUUGGAGGCUGGGGUGCUAUUUUUGCUGACCUUUACGCGCGAAAGGCGGACGUAUUACUACGAGGAUACUCUGGUUGGAACACGAGGAUGGCUCUCGAAGUCUUGGACAAGGUUUUCCCCAAGGACGAAGCUGUUCAGCCUUCUUUGGUUAUACUAUAUUUUGGUGGUAAUGAUGCAACGAAACCUCACCCAAGUGGCCUCGGUGCUCAUGUUCCUCUUCCUGAAUACAUCGAAAACAUGAAAAAGAUGAUAGCCCAUAUCAAGAGUCUUUCAGACGAGACAAGGAUAAUAUGCCUUACUUCUCCUCCCGUCAACGAAGCAAAAGUUCGUGAACUUUUCGGAAAUGCAUUAGAUGAUCAAGCGCGGACCAAUGAAGGCUGCGGUAUAUAUUCAGAAAAAUUAGUAGAGUUAUGCAAAGAAAUGGACGUUGAGGCCAUCAAUCUUUGGACUGCUAUUCAAGAAAGAAAUGACUGGGCCAAUUCUUGCUUCAUAGAUGGAAUCCAUUUGUCAGCUGAAGGGUCCCAAAUAGUGGUGAAGGAAAUACUGAAGGUGCUCAAAAGGGUAGAUUGGGAGCCAAGCCUCUACUGGUUGAAAAUGCCAUCUGAAUUUCCCGACGAUUCGCCACAUUAUGUCGUUGGCCCUGAUGGUAAAACUACUAUAAAUGUGAGCGGCCAUAUAUGUUCUUGGCAAAGAGGGUGGCUCGACAUUUAGCACAAAAUGCAAGAUGCAAAUUAGAUGGAAAAUUGAAAUUCUGGCAAAAUGUAGCUCUCUGUGCCCAGCUUCUAUUUUCUAUUCUUAAUAAUAUGAGAUUCUCUGUAACUGUUGUAUUUCCACUGCAAUUUGUAAUCCAUACAUUGUGUUUAGUUUAUGGAGCUUAUAGAAUGAACAAAAAAUACAAUUGUCUUGGUGAGAGUUGAUGAACACAAUGCAUAGACAAAUUGUUACUUUAA